AUGCUAAUCAGACUCAAACCACAUUCCCCUACAACAUUCCAAGUUCGUCAUGUGUCAAACACAGUUACUUUUACAGCAAUGGCAGUAACCAAUAGGUUUUCGUCAAGUCCUUCCAAGAUUGGUAAACUUAGAGUGCCAAUAUUAAAGAGCCCCUCGCAUUUAGGACAUUGCACAAAUCGUCUUCGUCGGUUAUCCAAUGAAGACAAUUUCAGUGGGAAUUUGCUUAAUAUUAAUGAUUCUCAAGUAUUUGCUUUUACAAUUUAUGAUGGACAUGGCGGAGCACAAUGUUCAUCCUACAUGGCCGACAACUUAUCUGGUAUAAUUGAAGAUCUGGGCCAUUUGGUAGAAGAUAAAUCCAAACGUGAAGAAUUAUUCAAGACAUAUGCCAAGAAUAUUGGUGGAUACUGGAAGCGUUGGUAUAAACAUCGAGAGAAAAGUGUUGAAAAUUGGAAGAAACAGAAACUAGAAUUGAAGAAUUUCCCCGGUGAUGACUUAUCAGUACGAGUGCCAUUGAGUUACUUGGAUGCAGAUUACAAAUUUUUCAGUCAAGAACAGAAAUCAGGGUCUACAUGUACUUCAGCAUUGAUUGAAACAAUAUAUUCCAAACCAGGAACAUUUCAACCUUUUUUUGAAAAUUAUUUCUUCAAUAGACAUACAAUAUCGAGAUUAAGUAUCGCACAUGUCGGAGACACACGAGCUAUUUUGGUUGACAAAGAGGGGAUAUCCCACCAAUUAACGACAGAUCAUCAUCCCCUGAACCCUAUGGAAGCUCAAAGAUUAAGAAAGUAUGCUGCCAAUUUUUUUAUGACAGACUCAUUUGGGGAAGAAAGAUUCAUUUCUUUGGCCAAUACACGUGCUUUUGGUGAUGUUGACUAUAAAGAUGUUGGUGUCACUGCUGAACCUGAUUUCAAUCAAUAUAUUAUUGGGGACCUGGCAGCAAUACUGGAGUUUUUAACACCAGAAGAAAUCCAAAAACAUACCAUUGGUGGAUUAGGAGGAGAUGAAAGUUUUAUUGUAUUGUGUAGUGAUGGGGUAACCAACGUAUUGACUGAUCAAGAGAUUGCAGAUAUUGUUAUGACAAAUGUCAAUUUGCGAGGUCAAACUUUUGCUACUCCCCAAUGGUGUGCUCAAGAAAUUAUCAAAUUUGUGGAGUAUGUUGGUGGUGAUGAUAAUGCCACAUGCAUGGUGAUUAGAUUAAACGGUUGGGGCAACUGGCCAACUAUCGAUAGAACAGGAGAACUAAGACAAGCAAGACUUGAUGAUUAUAAUCCAAGAGGUGGUAGAUAA
This is a messenger RNA of Candida tropicalis MYA-3404, 1287 nucleotides long. It is a transcript of the gene PTC6, whose product is annotated as type 2C protein phosphatase. NCBI's taxonomy places the organism in Eukaryota, Fungi, Ascomycota, Pichiomycetes, Serinales, Debaryomycetaceae. The transcript has a single exon. The record is from RefSeq and is a predicted model, not a curated record. Bases 1 to 1287 code for a protein of 428 amino acids. Gene Ontology annotation, molecular function: protein serine/threonine phosphatase activity. Gene Ontology annotation, biological process: protein dephosphorylation.